GAACCCCAGACCCACUGGAGAGCAGGACUGUGGUCCAACCCACUGCACCACCGCACCCCUAUUGGUCACCAAUAACAUCAGCUUCAAUUUUUUAUUUGUCCAGUUUUUGAUAUACUGUACCUGCUUAAGACUAUGUACCAAACAAAUGGGGUAGGAGAUGGCUAUUUCCUCCAUAUGCAAAAUGAAUGUCGUUUCACCUCCGGGGACCUGAAAGACGCUGAGAUUAUCAGCAGGUACAUAUUUAACAAAGUGGAGUAUUUGAGAUACAACAGCACUGCGAACAAGUUUAUUGGCUACACGGAACACGGAGUGAAAAACGCAGAGAGAGCCAACAAAGAGGGAGAGAACGACCGACAGCACACCAACCUGGGCACGUGCAAGCUCAAUGCUGAGAAUGAGUUACAGCACAUACUUGUGCAUUCAGUUCAACCUUCAGUAAAGGUUUUAUCUGUGAAAUCUGGCAGUCAGAGACACUCCACCAUGUUGGUGUGCAGUGCAUAUAAGUUCUAUCCAGAGGGACUCAAACUGUCUUGGCUGAGAGAUGGGAAGGAGGUGAAAACUGAUGUGACUUCCACUGAAGAGCUCUAUAAUGGAAACUGGUACCAUCAGAUACACUCUUACCUGGAGCUCACACCCAAAUCUGGAGAGACUAUCGCCUGCAAGGUGGAGCACAGCAGCUUCUCUGAGCCCAAGAUCUUCAAAUGGGAUCCCUCAAUAUCUGAUGGGGAUAGAAACAAAGUGAUCAUUGGGACUUCUGGACUGGUUUUGGGCCUGAUGCUCUCACUUGCUGGAGUGAUUUACUAUAAGAAGAAAUCAACAGGGAGAAUCCUGGUACCAACAAGUUAAUUUAGUUAACUCUCAACUGUCAUAUGGAGAGCAACUCAGUGCAACUCAAUUCGGGGAAAAAACUUGUCUUUCCUUAUAAUUAUUGUUUCUUAAUGGAAUUUUUAAAACUUUAAGCAUGUAUGGACAUAAACUUUAUAAUGUGUAAAAAUUGCUCCAAAGCAAUGUUCUUAUAUUUUCAUGUGAUUUAAAUUGUAACUCAAGAGGGAUUGUUUUGGUCAGUGUAUAGGAUUACUCUGCUUUAAUCAUGUUCCUCUUUUUUAAGAGAAACAUUAAGCAACAUUACUUUUAAUACUGACAA
Messenger RNA from Scleropages formosus (Asian bonytongue), 1144 nucleotides. RefSeq names its product H-2 class II histocompatibility antigen, I-E beta chain-like. The record is from RefSeq and is a predicted model, not a curated record. The transcript is spliced from 6 exons. Gene Ontology annotation, biological process: immune response; antigen processing and presentation. NCBI's taxonomy places the organism in Eukaryota, Metazoa, Chordata, Actinopteri, Osteoglossiformes, Osteoglossidae. Gene Ontology annotation, cellular component: membrane; MHC class II protein complex. The coding region runs from base 133 to 846 and encodes 237 amino acids.